This is a messenger RNA of Periconia digitata, 1772 nucleotides long. NCBI's taxonomy places the organism in Eukaryota, Fungi, Ascomycota, Dothideomycetes, Pleosporales, Periconiaceae. The record is from the annotation of a GenBank genome assembly.
UUCGAAACUUCUAGAGGGCUUCGCAUAAUUUUAGGUGAAGAAGGAAGUUGGGAGUAGAUUGACAAGAGCAUGGGUAUCGCUAAGCGAUAGGACGAAAUCAACUUACAUAGGAAUUUAAGUCAUCGAAUACAUCUGCGCCCUUGCGCCCUUGCGCUUUCAGAUCAUCCGAUAGAAGCUCUUGCUGGUGGAUGAUAAAGCUCUUUUCCCCCGCAUGCCAAUCUGCAAAGCCAUCCAUUACUUUCAAAAGUCUCUGGGCAAACAUUGAGCGAUUCAUCACUUAUUGCUUCCUCGCAGUUGGGUUCAAGAUGUCGUCUAGUAUGAAAAACUUUCACCUCACUACUUUGGACCAGACUAUGCUUCGCAUGUAUGUGCGGCAGCUACUCAUUUUCCAAACAGAGGAUUUGAGUUCAUCCAAAGAUACAGUCCGAGCUCUCCGGAAAAGCUUUCUUGCGACACUUCGCCAGCUCCCCUUUUUGGCUGGCACUAGUUGUCCAGCAUCGGAGCCAGCAGGUCAAUUGACUUUGAAAUACCCCGAAUUUUUCUCCGACGGCCUAGUAGAUGAGCGUCUAGAUGUAAACCAUAGUCUGGUCGACGACCCCAGUUUGCGAUUCGACGAUCUUGAAGCUGAAGGUUUCUCCCCCUCGAAGUUCGCAAGCGAUACUUUCUGUCCAAAACUCUUGCGAGACCAUCCUGGACUUGAUGAUGCGCUUGCUGAAGGACUCGUCAGCUUCAAGAAAAUGAAUCCCAUACCUGCAUUGGCGGCUAAAAUUAGUUUUAUCGCAGGAGGGCUGAUUCUCAGCGUAUACGCACACCAUAAUGUGACCGAUGGAGCAGGUAUCGCUAGUUUUUAUCGAAUGUGGAGCUCCAAUAGCUCGGCUGUCGGGCCAAACCCGUCUAUCAAUCUUCAUCCAGUCGAAAUUGAGGAAAUGGAGUCUCAGAGACGGGCCUUGGAUAACUUGGCCAUGUCUUCCGAACCCGCUGAAUGCCCCGAGGUUCGCUACCCAGGAACUAAAUCGAGCAAGCCUGCACUUCGGAGCGUCCCAUAUGAUCUUUCGGCGAAAGUCAUCGUGUUCUCUUCAUCCACGAUAUCAAGGCUAGCAUCUGAGCUGUCAUCAUUAGCGGGCACUCGUGUAUCAAGCUUUACAACCCUCGUCACACUCAUAUGGAUGCAAAUCACACUUUCUCGUGACGCGAAUCUUGGAGAAAAGGGCAUCAAGACCACUAAGCUCACCAUGGCGUUUGAUCAUAGAAAGAAUCUCAAGGAUUAUGUCAGCGACACAUAUCUCGGCAAUUGCGCUACGGGCAUCACGGCAUCGUAUUCAGUCUCUGAGAUGCUAUCGGCAGGCUCAACAAAGAUCGCCCCAGAAAAUCUUGCGCCGAUUGCUCGAAGUGUUUCGGAAACACUUUCAUCCACUACUCUUGACUGGCUCAAACCGCGGCUCUCUCUUUUCGCUAGAACACCCAACCCCCAUCAUCUCGGGCUCGACGUCGAUAUCUUCAAUGGGCCGGAUCUCUUUGUAACAAGUUGGAUGCAUAUUGGGACGGAUUGUGAGUGGAACAUACCUGGGGUCGUCGGUCAUGGGCCUAAGGCGAUUCGGAAGCCGAAGUCGAAGACUGAGGGGAAUAUUCAUAUCCUGCCGAGAUUGAAACAAUCAGAAUUUGAGGUUCCUUUCGAGGUGAUGUUGUGUUUGGAGGAAAGUGAAAUGGAAAGAAUGGUGAGUAGGCUGAGAGACGAGGGGUGGGCGGAAAGGAUUGUCGACGCUUGAAGCUGU